Messenger RNA from Paramormyrops kingsleyae, 1881 nucleotides. Its product is annotated as motile sperm domain-containing protein 1-like. Lineage: Eukaryota; Metazoa; Chordata; Actinopteri; Osteoglossiformes; Mormyridae. The record is from RefSeq and is a predicted model, not a curated record. Gene Ontology annotation, cellular component: cytoplasm.
AAGCGGACGCGGCUUGUCAUAUCGGACUGUGUUGUCAGUACGCGUUUGGUCGGCUCAUCGCAGGCUUAUGUUUCAAACGGCAUCUUUCGAUUCUGACGUGGCGAAUGUUCAAAGCACCGCGGCGCAGGAUGCCUGUGUAGCGUCUCGUUAGCCGCCUAGCCUGCUGUGUACAUGGGGUAAUUGGAAGCAUCACCUUAAAGCCCAGUCAGUUGGCCUGCUGCUGUGAAGAUGGGUGUCCUAAGAAGCCCCCAAUGAAGAACCAAGACCAGUCCAGCUGGGUCAGAACCCAGGACAAGGGCAGCACAAGGAGCAGGGACCGGGAUGCCCCAAAGUCCCCUGCGGCCCUGGUCGGGCCCACUGGACCACGGGACAACCUCCCAGUUUUUCUGUUUCCCACAGAGCUGCUGUUCUUCUCCCAGCAGAGCAGCUCUCACAGGAGGGUCCUGACCUUCUACAACCCUUACAGCUUCCCUCUGCGCUUCAAGAUGCUCUGCACAGCACCCUCUCUCUACACCGUGGUGGAUGCAGAGGGAAGCGUCCGGGCCAGGUCUUGUGUGGAUAUUGUAGUGCGUCACCAGGACGUGAGCUCCAGGAACUGGGGGCGCCGGGAUCGUUUCCGCCUGGAGGUGUGGGGGGGUGGACAGGGGGGCAGCCGGGAGAUCUGGGCUGAGCUGCGGGGGGGCCAAGAAGGCGACCGGUCCCAGGGGACCCAUCAGAGAAGGGCUGCAUCCCCCAGGAGGUCUGUGCCCGCUUUGCCGGAGGGGUACUGGAACCAUGAUGGAGGUCGAAACGCUUCUCUUUUCGCUCUCUACGUGGUGAUCAGCCUGGUGUGCCUCGCAUUCCUAAUGCUUCCACUGCACAAUGAGUCCAGCACUUUGGUUCCCACUGUCAUGCACGUCACUGUCAUGCAGAAGCUUGUUUGUGCCUACGUACUCGGUCUGCUUACCAUGGUGUUCCUGCGGUGAAGAAUGCCUGAGGAGCAGUUGGCAGCACGCAAGCUGUGGUUACAGGCCAACACCGAGCAGCUACAUUGUUAAAAGGAGAGACAUCGCACCACUUGAAUGCUCAUGCCUGUGGUGUUCUCUUCUUGGGGGGUGAGGGGUGAGCAAGUGUUUUGCAAGACCUGCUGAAAUAAUAGCAUGUAUAAUACAGAGUCGAAGCUUAUAUCUAUAACCAGGUGGUGCUCACGUGACUGGUUUGGUUACGGGGAUGAUCUGGGUCGACCAGUCAUUUUGGUUGACUGGAAUGGGAUCCAAGAGUUGGGUUGGGUUCCUGGUUGUAGUACAGUGCGCUCUGCUGGGAGAAUGGACACCUGCAAAACACCUGCCAGUAGUGUAAUAAUGGCCAAUAAUGUCAACUCAUUGACAUCUUGCUAAGAGUAGACUGGAAGUAGCCUCAUUUGAAACGUCUCGCAGUGUUGGGUCCACGUCUGCUUGUCGGUGCCAAAUGACCAAACCCUUUUUAGUACAGCACCCCCCACUGGUUAUUUUUGUAACUGCAGCGGCGCUUUGAAGUAGUUUUAGUGGGCAUCAAUAUUGCUCUCUAUAGUCCAUAGAAAUGCUGCUCUCAUUUUAUAUCAUUUAUGGUUGCUGGCUCAAGUGUUGUUCAGAAGUAUGAGAUGGACCAAAUCUGAUCAGUGUGAGAAGUGCAUGUACUCCUGCCAAUGUCCACAGUUUGAAUGAAUAAAGAAUAAAGAGUAUUUUAAUGAUGUCUUGUUCACAUGCUACAGAGGUCUCUUCAGUUUUAACGCUAAUGUGAAACGUAGCUGGCCGUGGUGGACAGCAGAAUGUUAUGAAUGCAAACUCAGGUCAUGGCUUUAAUUGGUCCUGUGUUGUUGUUCCAUGCAAAUAUUUGACCAAUAAAUCCACUUAUAUGAACUUA